AUGGACAGCAGGGUGUGGGUUGCCUGCGUCCUCUGCUUGCUGGUUCCCUUGCCGAUCGUCCUGGGCCACGUGCCUCCAGAAUGUGACGUCAUCACUCAGCUGAGAGAGGAUGAGCAAGCAUGUCUACAAGCUGCCGAAGGGAUGCCCAACUCCACCUUGGGCUGCCCCAGAAUCUGGGAUGGGCUGCUCUGCUGGCCGACGGCGGGCUCCGGCGAGUGGGUGAGCCUCCCCUGCCCAGCUUUCUUCUCUCACUUCAGCUCGGAGCCAGGGGCGGUGAAGAGGGACUGCACCGUUGUAGGCUGGUCGGAGCCCUUCCCGCCUUAUCCCGAGGCCUGCCCUGUGCCCCUGGAGCUGCUGACUGAGGAGAAGUCCUACUUCUCCGUGGUGAGGAUCGUCUACACCAUGGGCCACAGCAUCUCGGCCGCGGCCCUCCUGGUGGCCAUCAUCAUCCUGGUUGCUUUCAGGAGGCUCCACUGCCCCAGGAACUACAUCCACACCCAGCUGUUCAUCACCUUUAUCCUCAAGGCGGGAGCUGUGUUCCUGAAGGACGCCACCCUCUUUCACCACGAGAACACGGACCACUGCAGCUUCUCCACUGUUCUGUGCAAGCUUUCUGUGGCCACCUCCCAUUUCGCUACCAUGACCAACUUCAGCUGGCUGCUGGCAGAAGCUGUGUACCUGACCUGCCUCUUAGCCUCCACAUUGCCCAGCACGAGGAGGGUCUUCUGGUGGCUGGUUCUCGCUGCCUGGGGGCUUCCUCUGCUCUUCACCGGCACGUGGGUGGGUUGCAAGUUGGCCUUUGAAGAUGUUGCGUGCUGGGACCUGGACGACAGCUCCCCCUACUGGUGGAUCAUCAAAGGACCCAUCGUCCUCUCUGUUGGGGUGAACUUUGGGCUUUUUCUCAAUAUUAUCCGUAUCCUGCUGAGGAAACUGGAGCCAACUCAGGGCAGCCUCCACACCCAGCCUCAGUACUGGCGUCUCUCUAAGUCAACGCUUCUCCUCAUUCCACUGUUUGGAAUUCACUAUGUCAUUUUCAACUUCCUGCCUGACAGUGCUGGCCUGGACAUCCGCCUCCCCCUAGAACUGGGACUGGGCUCUUUCCAGGGCUUCAUUGUUGCUAUCCUGUACUGCUUCCUCAACCAAGAGGUGAGGACUGAGAUCUCACGGAGAUGGCACGGCCACGAUCCUGAACUUCUGCCAGCCCGGAGGACUCAUAUCAAGGGGACGACGCCUCCACACUCGAGGGUGAAGGUGACUGUUCACGUGCCCUCACAUCCCCGGGCCAGGGAGCCUUUCACCGGGACACACUCCGGGGAGUGAAAGCUGUGCCAGGCCGGCCGAUGUGCCUUUUCUUAACGUGACAGAGUGGUUCCAGAUUGCGCUCCAGAACUGCCAGCGAGAUCUCCACUCCCACCAGCAGCUCCACCAACACUUGGCAUUACCCAGCUUUUCAAUGUUUGCAAGUCAAAUGGGUGUACGGUGACAUCUCCUUGUUUAAAU
Dama dama (fallow deer) is the source of this 1500-nucleotide messenger RNA. It is a transcript of the gene GHRHR, whose product is annotated as growth hormone releasing hormone receptor. Gene Ontology annotation, biological process: adenylate cyclase-activating G protein-coupled receptor signaling pathway; positive regulation of cell population proliferation; cell surface receptor signaling pathway. The record is from RefSeq and is a predicted model, not a curated record. The transcript has 14 exons. Bases 1 to 1320 code for a protein of 439 amino acids. Gene Ontology annotation, cellular component: plasma membrane. NCBI's taxonomy places the organism in Eukaryota, Metazoa, Chordata, Mammalia, Artiodactyla, Cervidae. Gene Ontology annotation, molecular function: growth factor binding; G protein-coupled peptide receptor activity; growth hormone-releasing hormone receptor activity.